Messenger RNA from Eruca vesicaria subsp. sativa (arugula), 1107 nucleotides. Lineage: Eukaryota; Viridiplantae; Streptophyta; Magnoliopsida; Brassicales; Brassicaceae. The record is from the annotation of a GenBank genome assembly.
AUGUUCAGACGUCUUUCUUUCUUAGUUUUUAUUUUCACGUCUGCUUUAAGCUUAGAAAUAUUGUUUUCCGAAGAUAAUGAGACAAUUGUGUCCCCGAGUUCAAUCUUUGAACUCGGUCUCUUCAAAGAUGGUACUCGUUGGUAUUUGGGAAUUUGGUUCAAAGGAUUCCCAAGAAAAGUAGUAUGGACCGGUAAUCGGGAAAGUCCACUCAACAGUGCGAGAGGAUAUAUCCAAAUAAGCAUGAGUUCUGGGAUCCAACUCUUCAACGAGUCAGGCUACAUGACGUGGAAGAUAAAUCUGACAAGGACCGCUGCUGCAGACGCGCCGUUGACUGCUAGUCUAUCCGAUACGGGAAAUCUAAUUGUUAGCUACAACAACAACAACCCAAAUGGGAUCUUGUGGCAGAGCUUUGAUGAACCAGGAGACGUUUUACUUCCAGGAAUGGAUCUUGGAAUGGGAUUAAGUUCUGGCCGCUUCUACUACUACAGAGAAACAGCGUAUCAAUAUUACAUAUGGGAGUUUUCUACGAAAAUGUACCGUGUCGACCCCAUAUACUACGGUACUAUCAGUUUGCCCAGGGCAACAACGAUCAACUACCACGCAACUCUGACGUUGUUGGCUACUGGGUCACUAUCCUUGUCCGAGUGGACGUCGGAGGAUACAGAGUGGAAGGAAAUGUUGAUUGCACCAUCUGAUACUUGUGAUAAAUACGCAACAUGUGGAGCGAAUACAAAUACGUACUGCUCUAUGAACCCGCUCAAGUCUUGUGAAUGUUUCCCAGGAUUUCGGCCGCUACGUGGAAAUUGCGUGAGGAAGUCACCGGUGACCUGCUCCGAUGAUGAUGGGUUUCAGCUGCUGAAGAAUAUGAAACUUCCUGAAACUGAUAGUUGGACAAUUUUGUACGAGGGAGUUGGUUUGGAGGAAUGUAAGGAGAGGUGUCUCAAAACCUGUAACUGUACGGCGUUUGCAAACACGGACAUGCCGAUUAGCGGGUGGAGUUGUGUCAUGUGGACGGUAAGCUUGGCGGAUACUCGACGUUAUAGCACCAACCGUGGUCAAAAUCUUUACGUCAGAGUGGCUGGUCUUGCUAUGGCUAUAAGGUGGUAG